This is a messenger RNA of Notodromas monacha, 2191 nucleotides long. NCBI's taxonomy places the organism in Eukaryota, Metazoa, Arthropoda, Ostracoda, Podocopida, Cyprididae. The record is from the annotation of a GenBank genome assembly.
AGCUCAUGUUUCAGGGCAGAAAGAUUUGGUUGGUGGUGGAGUUGAUUCACAGUGAAUCAUCCAUUAAAUGAUCUGUUGUCUGACGGAAUGAUAUUUUUCGUGAAUUAUUUUACUACGAGUGUCUGAAAUGUGGAAUUGUCAGAAAUGUUCAAAACCCGUGUUUUUUGCCGAGCGGAAGCAAUCCAUGGGAUUUAUGUGGCAUCCGGAUUGUCUCAGAUGUGAAGAAUGUGGAAAGCGAUUGAAUCCUGGUCAACACGCUGAGCACCGAGGAUCACCAUAUUGCCAUAUCCCGUGCUAUCCUGCCCUUUUUGGACCUCAGCUCUUUGGACAUGGCUCGAAGGUGGAAUCGCACUCUAGUUUUGGAAAGAAUAAGUCAACCCCUGAUAAUAUAAAGAAAUCUCAUCUCGAAUCUAAAGUUCGAUUGUACAACCAAUUCUGGGAAGGACGCAGAGGAGAGCUCAGUGUCAGGGAGGUGAAUGGAAGGCUGGUUCUUGAAGGUGUUCUCCGAAUUUAUUGGAACGUAUCUCAGGAAAUAAGACUGAAGGAGGACGACGAUAGACGUAUUCGAAUACAGGCUCAAAAGCGUCAGUCUUACAGACUAGCGCUUGAGGACGAUGGAGAGGGUGUCUCUCCGGAAGACACGUGUAUUUCAGAUGUUCUGAUUAAACCGAAAUCUACUUUGUCGUUGUCUGCUCGUACUCUACCAUCUGGCCUAAGCAUUGAUUCAGUGCAGAAGAUUUACCCAUCCGAUGGUGGCUAUGAAGAUGAGGCGGGCCCAGCUUCGUUGGAAUCGGAAAAUUUGAAUGAUCAUUCGGACGUGAAGGACCAAAUCGAGCUUGAUGUGACAAACGAUGAUGUGACGAAAGUGGCGAAAGUCUUGUUGCGGCGUCGCCCCGGAAGGAAAAUGACGCGUUCUCCGUUGAAGCGACGAAAAUCAAUGAUCAACGGGCAUUGCUACGACGUGACAACGAGUACUUUCACUCCUCCAACUGGAAGUGUCGCGUUCAUAUGGGUUUCAUCGAUGGUUAACGCUUCAGAAGUCGUAAACAUGCUUCUGGAGAAAUAUAAAAUUCAGUCUCCAGCCGAAAACUUCGCUCUGUAUGCCGUCUGGGACCAUGGAGAGCAACGCGAGUUGAAAAGCGAAGCAUAUCCACUUCUGGAACGGGUUUAUUACGGUCCAAAUGAAGAUGUUGUCAAGCUCUACAUCAUGGACCGUGAACGCGGAUCUGACAUUCCGCCAGAGGUGUCUCAAUAUCUCAAUUUCUCUCUCACUGAGCUGUCUAUGUUCAUCGAGGCGUUUUAUGACGAAGAAGAAAGGGAAGUGGCGCGAAUACAAACCAAGUAUCGUCACGAAAAACUAGGAAAGAUGGACGACUUUCCCGACGAAAAUGAAAUCUUGGAUUACCACGAGCAAGAAUAUCAGAUUAUGUUGGAAAAUGAGAGACAACUGCAAUCUGAGUCUUCCGUUGCUCGUGAAAUCAACAAAUCGCCUGUGAAAGAAUCCCCAUGGACAGGUAGCGAAAAUCUAUUCGACAGUCCUGCUCGUCUGAGAAUCGUUGAAGAUUCUUCACCCAUGCGGACACCGAUAUUGUCGGAGGUCCAGAAUGUAGCUGCUGAAACUCACAAAGUGAAGCGUUCGUUGCAAGAAAUUUUGGACGAGGCCAAAGAAUUGGCGGAGCAUGCGAAGCGUAAGAAAACUGAGGAGCUUCCGUCGGAAGAUGUGCGCAUCAUGAAAGCCAUUGCGCAACUUCGAAAUGCCCGGAAGGAAGCGGAAGAAGAGUCGGCUCUUAUGUUCAGUCAUAAUCGGCAAUUCAAGAAGCUCGAAGAACCGACAAUAUUUCGCCAUCCACCAGAGAAAUCUUUCGUCUCGAUCCUGUGUCCGAAAACGUCUCGUCUCUGUUAUGCCCUCUUGAAAGACGACGACGAGUUCGCGGAAAAUUCGAAAAUCACAGUCGGACCUGAUGCCGCGAAAAAUCUACUGGACGUCCAGUACGCAGAUCUGAAGCUAAUGGCCGAUCAGGAGAGGAUGAACCGUUUGAAGCGUCUCGAGCGCAGUGUAAACGAGGAACCUCGGGAAUCUUCGGAUGCUGAUGAAAGCAAUGACGAUGGCGAGUCUUCUUUGUGGGUCGACAAGUACAGACCGAAGAGCUACAUGGACUUACUCAGUGAUGAGAAUGUGAAGAACCGUUAA